CUGAUAAGUACUGAUAAAAAUUUAUCCAUAAACUAAAACCCAGCUAACUUCAAAGUUUAGUAUUUUUCAUGCAACAGGUACUUUUUAAACGAAGAAUCCGAUGAAUGGUGUAUUGUAAUUUAGAAAGAAAUGUCGCGACAAAGUAACGACGUUUGUAAUGAAACCUCCUUAAAUAAUUUUACUAACGCACGUGUGAACAAUAUGGAUUUAUUUGAUGGUUUUUCUGAAGAGAAAUCCGAGCAGAGCAUGCUUGGAACUUCCAGUGAUCAUGUUACCUCAAACCAGUUCCAAAAUAAUAUCUUGUGUAAGAUCGAAAAUGAUUCUUAUCCGUCUGAUCAAGAAAAUGUUCCAACGUUAGAACUAAAAGUGAAACAGGAGGCACGAACUGAUCAACGUUUUGUAAAAGAUGAGCUCCUACAAUCUGCCGAACACGUUAAAGCCGAAGAUGUUUACACUACGGAUUCGAGUAUGCCUUCCGUAGAAAUAUCGAUCGACAACCCUGAGAUUAAGAUAGAAGUAAAAUCAGAACCAUUUACCGAAGAAGUAUGUAUUUCUGGAUUUUCAGUUAUGCUCGAUGAACCAGCCGAAAUGAUUGCCGAAGAUAAUCACUUUGUAAAUUCGACAAUUUCUCCCCAAGAAAUAUCUACCGACCUUCUUCAUAGUGCGAAGGCAAACCUUAAACAAUUUUCCAUAAGAGUGGACGCAGACACUUGCAGAAAUGUGACUAAAAAUAAUCGUUACUCUUUGACUACGUCUUCUGCAGAAAAUUCGAAUAGCAGACGUUGCAGUACAGAGGAUCCACUUGAGCAACAUUUUGAAGAAGUUACACCUUUGAAACGGGAAUAUUCUGACGAAGAUAGUCAAUCUCCGAAUUCUACCAUUCCUUCCUCAAAAAAGUCGUUAGAGAGUCGUUAUAACGCAGAGGCGCAACCAGGAUACUCAAAAGAUCAAGAAAACGCCGAUCAAGGUCGGAUUACUCGAUCUGCAAAACAGAAAAAACAUCUCUCAACUGUAAAAAGGCCAACGCGAAACUCCGGCAAUGGUUCAAACAAGGUGACUGUAGAGAUGCGGGAUUCAUCGAAACCAUUCCACUGCCAAGUGUGUAACAAACAGUUUGCUUAUAAAAGAUCUUUAAGUGCACAUGGAUUGGUACAUAGUGAAGAGAAACCCUACAAAUGCAGAACUUGCGGCACACGAUUCAAGAACUACCAGAAUAAAUUGAGUCACGAACAACGCAUGCAUGUGGAAAAAGCUUGUUUUGAAUGCGCUGUUUGCGGAAAAAAGUACUCUUAUAAAGAGUCCCUCUUUACACACCUGAAACUACAUUCCACGCCAUUUUCUUGUCAAAUAUGUAGCAAAAGUUUUGCUCGAAAAGAUCAUCUUAGACAGCACCAACGGAUGCAUAGUGAAGAGAAAUGCUACAAAUGCGGCAUUUGUGACGCACGAUACAAGCACAAUCGCCAUAAAGUGAGGCACGAACGCACGCAUGAUGGACCUUGUUUCGAGUGCGCUGAUUGCGGAAAAAAGUUUUCCUGUAAAGAUAAUCUCACUAAACAUGUAAAAGUACAUUUCGGUGUCAAGCCGUUUUCUUGCCAAAAGUGCGGUAAAAAAUUUACACGAAAAGGCAGUCUUACUCAGCACCAACGGACACAUACCAAAGAGAAACCCCUCAAAUGCCGCAUAUGCAACCAAAAAUUCAGUCACCAAGGGGAGAAAGCAAGACAUGAACGUUUUCAUCGUUUUGAGUGUGCCCAUUGUGGCCGCAAAUUCUGCUAUAAGAAGUCCCUAGCCAACCACAUAUCAUCAAAAUGUACUUGAAUAUCAAUAAUUGAGUGCUUAUCUCAAUGUGUAAAAUUGAAAUUUGUUUUUUUUUCUAUGUGACAAAAACUUGACUUGAUACUUGACCGAUUUCUUAAAUUCAGUUUAUUCUUAGAGAUUGGCGUGUAAAUGUCUCACUUAUUGAUAUCCGACUUGUGCUUCAAUUUUCGUAUGGAAAAAAAUACACAAUGGUAUUUUAUGGU
Molecule: messenger RNA, 2021 nt
Organism: Planococcus citri (citrus mealybug)
Lineage: Eukaryota; Metazoa; Arthropoda; Insecta; Hemiptera; Pseudococcidae
Product: zinc finger protein 391-like
Exons: 7
Coding region: 130-1818 (562 amino acids)
Biological process (GO): regulation of transcription by RNA polymerase II
Cellular component (GO): nucleus
Molecular function (GO): DNA-binding transcription factor activity, RNA polymerase II-specific; RNA polymerase II cis-regulatory region sequence-specific DNA binding
Source: RefSeq, a predicted model, not a curated record